AUGGCUAGCACCAAUGAGGAAAGUAAGGAAAUGAUUUAUUUAAAAGAUGCUUUUCACCUAAGUACAUUAAACAGAGAAAACACGUUGUCAAUUGCUAACGAAAAUGAUAAUGAAUGCAUACCACACGCUAUAUUAGUGGACGGUGGUAGUAUUGACCUAUUUAAUAUGGACCUGACAAAGUAUCAAAAAAGUGAGUAUAGAAGAAUUUUUAAUUUGAAUUCAAGAAAAAUCUCAGAACCAAAAUUUACUUCAGAACCAUCAACGAAUGAAAAAUUAAUGGAUACGGAAGACACGAAAAAAAAAAAGAAGGAAUACAACACAUUAAUGCCGCGGAUACAUAUGAUUUUAAGCUUUUUUAUACCCUUUAUAGGUUGCUUAUCAUAUUUGUUUAAUUUAAAGUAUGAUGUAUCAUCACCCAGGCGCAAGUAUGCUAGUAAGGCCUUGUGUGUUGGUAGCGCUUUGAGUGUUAUCUAUGCAUUUGCAUUAUGCUCCAUUCUAGGGCACUACGUCUACCAGUAUAAUUCUGGGGAUUUAUAUGGAUUUACUUAUUAA
Molecule: messenger RNA, 552 nt
Organism: Plasmodium malariae
Lineage: Eukaryota; Apicomplexa; Aconoidasida; Haemosporida; Plasmodiidae
Product: conserved Plasmodium protein, unknown function
Exons: 4
Coding region: 1-552 (183 amino acids)
Source: RefSeq, a predicted model, not a curated record